GCUGUUGAGGUCAGAUUGUGUGAGGAGGCGGGAUGAGGCUCAGUGUGUGUGAUCGCAGCCUGAUUAACACACACGGUCCUCAGCCUCCUCUUGAACAAACACACACUCCGUGACUUUUCGGCUCUUCAUCAUGGACUUGGACCCCGCCGUCAUCGUCCCCGCCAUCCUCUUCACCGUCGUUGCCAUUUAUUUCGCUACUUCGCUCCUCAGCAGGAAGCCCGAUGUCUCCUCCUCCUCGUCUGCCGGGAGCAAGAGGUCCAAACUCGGGUACGGAGACGACCUUCUUCCACAAGGAGCUCUGGAAGAAGAGCCCGAAGCCUCCCUGCGACCAGAGCCUCCAGCUCCGAGCGUGGAGGACAUUGGGGCGGCCGAGACGAUCCAGGCUGUCCCAGAACCACAACAUGUCCCAGAACCAGCGCAGAUAUCAGAAGCUGAGCCGGAAGCAGCAGAAGAUCCAGAGGUCACAGAAGCAGUCAGAGCACCAGAACCUGUGGCUGAACCAAUAAAAGUGCCAGAGACAAGAGCAGAGCAACCACCAGCACCAGAAGCAGUCCCUGAACCAACAAAAGGGCCAAAGUCUGUUCUAGAAUCAGUCACAGUAUCAGAACUUGUGUCUGAAGCUGUGUCAGGCCCAGAACCUGUUCUCGAACCAGAUGAAGCACAAGAAGCAGCAGCAGUGUCUGAACCCAUACCAGGCUUGGUAUCAGGCCCAGAACAAGCUGCAGAACCUACCCCAGAGUCCAAACCUGUAGCAGAGCCCUUAUCAGAACCAGACAGGUCCCCUGAACUCUUAUCUGAACCCCAAACUGUCCCAGAACCUGUUACUGAUCCAGAACCUGUGCUCGUGUCUGAAGUGGCAGCCCAGAAGCCCGCGACUGAACCUGAAGAACUGCUUGAGCAGAUGCCCGGACCCAAUGAAGGUCUGACAGAACCAUCGCACAAGCAGGAACCAGAACCAGAGACCAUCCUGGAUGAUGAUGUGGCUGCAGCUGCUGAUGUGCUGAGCUUCACUCCGGGAAUGAAACAGAGUAAGAUGGCAGUGCUGAUGACCCAGGAGGACAUGGAGGAGGAGCAGAGGGUGCAACAGGAGCAGCUGGCGGCCAUCUUCCAGCUGCUGAAGGCGAACCAGGAGGUGACGGAGGCCGACAUAGAGGAGCAGCUGAAGCUUUACUCCCUCUGAAACACGAGAUACGCCAUCGAUCUGUCCACUCAGGAAGUCUAUCACCAUGACCGCCAUCACCAUGACCACCAUCACCAGCAUCAUGUCUCCAGACUGCAGCUCGCCAUCUGUCAGACUCUAGGGACAUCACUUCCUUCCAAAGCAAUGCUAGGCUAAAUUGUAGUAGCAGUUUGAAGAGCGCGCUAAUGGAAGCUGGCAGGCUUCAGAUUCAUAUUCAUGGCAGACACGUGAGUGCGGCGGCGUCCUCGUGACGUUUCCCCUCAAACCGCUUCAUUGGCUCUCGUCUGAGAGCUUCUGAUGUCACCAAAGACCAAAAAAAGAAACAGUGUGUGGGAUGAUUUCAGCCUCAAAGCUCACUGAACUCUUUUCUACAUUAACUCUGUAAAAAACAUUUCAGUGCUCAUUAACAAACAUUUUUCAAAUAUUUGCUGCAAAUAUUGUUAUUUUAAAAUAAUAUUAAUGGAACAUUUUUGCAUCAAGAUUGUCAUGAAAACAACUUUUUUUCCCUCCACCGUUCAUUUUUUAUUUCAUAGUUCAUUUAAAGCAUUUAUAGUAUUUUUAAUUAGUUUUCAUAAUAAUAAUAAAAAUGUCCCCAAGUGUCCCCCGAGCUGUGAUUGGCCUCCUACUCAGGUCUGGCUGCUUCUUCUUCUGUCGCUGUUUUUCUGCACUGGAGCAUCUGCAGUCACAAUAAAGCUGUUUGAAUUCUC
Haplochromis burtoni (Burton's mouthbrooder) is the source of this 1887-nucleotide messenger RNA. RefSeq names its product magnetosome-associated protein MamJ. Lineage: Eukaryota; Metazoa; Chordata; Actinopteri; Cichliformes; Cichlidae. The record is from RefSeq and is a predicted model, not a curated record. The coding region runs from base 131 to 1180 and encodes 349 amino acids. The transcript has 4 exons.